AUGGCGUCAAUAUGGACAGUUGAGUUUCGUUUGCUUUCCAUUCACCCUUGUUACCCCUCUUCCACCACCAGAAGAACAAGAGUCCAUCGCUUUCGCAUCACAAAUGGAAUUCCCAAAGAACUUGUUACACGCACUCAACAACUCAAACAAAACUGUAUCACUUCCGUUUCCAAUUUUCAUCAUCAGCUUGUUACUUCCACUCCAAUGCCGCAGUUUUUGGUGAAUCGAAACAUUGGGAGUAAUUUACCGAUUUGGGUAUGUGUUGCUGUUGUGAUUUUGGUUGCGUCUUUGAGGAGGUUUUUUACCAGGAAAAAAGAACGUCCUGGUUCUGUAGCGGAUCUUGUUCGACGUGGUCAAUUGAGAUCGGAUAGAAGAGGCAUAUCUAGGGAUCUCAAAUAUGAAGAUCCAUUUGAUAAUCCCUUGGUCAAAGUUAACAAAAGUAAGUCAAGUGUAGAGAUGUGUGGAAAGGUUUACCGCUUAGCCCCCGUCACUCUUACUCAAGAGGAACAAACGGUUCACCAGAGAAGGAGAUCGCGUGCGUAUCAGUGGAAGCGUCCCACAGUUUUCCUUAAGGAAGGAGACUCAGUUCCUCCGGAUGUUGACCCCGAUACAAUCAGGUGGAUUCCCGCGAAUCAUCCCUUUGCAACCACUUCUACGGAUAUUGGUGAGGACUUUGCACACAAAAAUGUCAAUCAAAAGCAUGGAGUUCCUUUUCGUAUUCAAGCUGAGCACGAGGCCCUGCAGAAAAAGCUUGAAGCCCUACAAAAUGAAGAGGAACUCAAUAAAGUAGUGAUAAGUCCUACCAAUGCUAAAGAAUUGGAGAGACCUUUCAAUUCCAGUGCCAAAUCAAAUGAUCAUGCAGAGAAGAGCUCUUUAAACAAUCAGAUUAAAGAUUCUCCCUCGACUAAAUUAGAUAACAGCCCAAAUCACUUUGAAAGUGCACCAUCAACGGGUGAAGACCAAAAUCUUAAACUAUGA
This is a messenger RNA of Lathyrus sativus (Indian pea), 978 nucleotides long. The record is from the annotation of a GenBank genome assembly. NCBI's taxonomy places the organism in Eukaryota, Viridiplantae, Streptophyta, Magnoliopsida, Fabales, Fabaceae.